Messenger RNA from Lotus japonicus, 1524 nucleotides. Its product is annotated as omega-3 fatty acid desaturase, endoplasmic reticulum-like. The coding region runs from base 117 to 1277 and encodes 386 amino acids. The transcript has 8 exons. Gene Ontology annotation, molecular function: oxidoreductase activity, acting on paired donors, with oxidation of a pair of donors resulting in the reduction of molecular oxygen to two molecules of water. The record is from RefSeq and is a predicted model, not a curated record. Lineage: Eukaryota; Viridiplantae; Streptophyta; Magnoliopsida; Fabales; Fabaceae. Gene Ontology annotation, biological process: lipid metabolic process.
GUACUUCUGAAAGAUCAUCAACAUCUAUAUAGCUUUUACUUAUUACUUAUUCUAUAGCUAAAAUCUAUCUCUUCUCUGCGCCAGACCAUUGUAGCAGAGAGAGACAUUUAGCAACAAUGGUGAAAGGACCAGAAUCUCUCCCAAAUGGUGUUAAUGGUGUAGGGAAUGGGCACCACCACCAAGAUUAUUUUGAUCCAAGUGCUCCUCCACCGUUCAAGAUUGGAGAAAUCAGAGCAGCCAUUCCCAAACAUUGCUGGGUGAAGAAUCCAUGGAGGUCUCUGAGUUAUGUUCUCAGGGAUGUCUUGGUUGUAACAGCAUUGGGGGCUGCAGCACUUCACUUCAAUAACUGGCUCUUCUGGCCACUCUACUGGGCUGCUCAGGGCACAAUGUUCUGGGCACUUUUUGUUCUUGGACAUGAUUGUGGCCAUGGAAGCUUUUCAGACAGUCUCAUGCUCAAUAGUGUGGUGGGCCACAUCCUGCACUCCUUUAUUCUUGUACCAUACCAUGGAUGGAGAAUUAGCCACAGAACUCACCAUCAAAACCAUGGACAUGUUGAGAAAGAUGAAUCAUGGGUUCCUAUGACAGAGAAGAUUUACAAAAAUCUAGACAGUGCGACAAAAACCCUGAGAUUCUCCUUUCCUUUUCCAAUCUUUGCAUACCCAUUUUAUUUGUGGAACAGAAGCCCUGGAAAAGAAGGGUCUCAUUUCAACCCAUUCAGCAAACUGUUCACCCCAAGUGACAGAAGAGACGUGUUCACUUCAACUCUUUGUUGGUCCAUCAUGUUCUGUGCACUUCUCUGUCUAUCCUUCAUAAUGGGUCCAUCUUUUAUGUUCAUGCUAUAUGGAAUUCCCUAUUUGAUCUUCGUGGUCUGGUUGGACUUCGUGACAUACUUGCAUCACCAUGGUUACAAGCAGAAGCUACCUUGGUACCGUGGCAAGGAAUGGGAUUAUCUUAGGGGUGGUCUUACAACCGUUGAUCGUGACUAUGGUUGGGUUAACAACAUUCACCAUGACAUUGGCACACAUGUUAUUCAUCAUCUUUUCCCUCAAAUUCCUCACUAUCAUUUGGUAGAAGCGACACAAGCAGCAAAGCCAGUGCUUGGAAAGUAUUACCGAGAGCCAGAGAAAUCUGGGCCAUUCCCACUCCAUCUAAUCAAGUACUUCCAGCGCAGCAUAAGUCAGGACCAUUUCGUGAGUGAAACUGGAGACAUUGUCUUUUACCAAACAGAUCCUCUGCUCCUAAAAAAUUCGUGUCUCAACAACAACAAGACUCACUAGUAGUAGUAGUAACGUGUGUGUUUGCUCCUAAAUUGAUCAUAAUGCACCAUGCCACUCAAGUUUUAACUUUUCUUGGCUGGCACCCUUGCUCUUAUUUUUCAAAAAAAUAAAUGAUUUUGACCUUUAUGUCAAAAAUACAUUUAUCUAGUUCAGUUCUACAAGCUUGAUCAUGGUAAAAAGUCUUCUAUAUGUAAUCUUAUACAUUAUGAUUAAGAUUCAUUUUUAAGUAGUAACUCUUUUUGUUUUA